Saimiri boliviensis boliviensis (Bolivian squirrel monkey) is the source of this 2521-nucleotide messenger RNA. RefSeq names its product chondrolectin (gene CHODL). The record is from RefSeq and is a predicted model, not a curated record. NCBI's taxonomy places the organism in Eukaryota, Metazoa, Chordata, Mammalia, Primates, Cebidae.
GCUGCUGCUGUGAUCCAGGACCAGGGCCCACGGGCUCAGACUCUCAGUUGUCAGAGGCGGGGGAGAGAAGCAAAGCGCAGCGGUGCGGUCCAAGCCGGGGCUCCUGCUUCGCCUCUGGGACACACAAGGGACUCCCUAACUUCAAUCCCCAGACGCGCACCCGCGGAGUCCUGGGCUCCAGCCGGCACAUCGGCACAGGCGCGGCUGGCGGCGGGUCCCGGCCAAAGGCGAUGCGCUCAGGAGUUCGGGCAGCUGGGCUCGGGCGGCGGAAGUAGGGCCCAGCCGGGAGGCAGGGAGGCUGUGGAGUCAGAGCCGCGGGCUGCGCCCUAGGCAGAGGCGCCCUCGCUCCACGCAACACCUGCUGCUGCCACCGCGCCGCGAUGAGCCGCGUGGUCUCGCUGUUGCUGGGCGCCGCGCUGCUCUGCGGCCACGGAGCCUUUUGCCGCCGCGUGGUCAGCGGCCAAAAGGUGUGUUUUGCUGACUUCAAGCAUCCCUGCUACAAAAUGGCGUACUUCCAUGAACUGUCCAGCCGAGUGAGCUUUCAGGAGGCACGCCUGGCUUGUGAGAGUGAGGGAGGAGUCCUCCUCAGCCUUGAGAAUGAAGCAGAACAGAAGUUAAUAGAGAGCAUGUUGCAAAAUUUGACAAAACCUGGAACAGGGAUUUCUGAUGGCGAUUUCUGGAUAGGGCUUUGGAGGAAUGGAAAUGUGCAAACUUCUGGUGCCUGCCCAGAUCUCUACCAGUGGUCUGAUGGAAGCAGUUCCCAGUACCGAAACUGGUACACAGAUGAACCUUCCUGUGGAAGUGAGAAGUGUGUUGUGAUGUACCACCAACCAACUGCCAAUCCUGGCCUUGGGGGUCCCUACCUUUACCAGUGGAAUGAUGACAGGUGCAACAUGAAGCACAAUUAUAUUUGCAAGUAUGAACCAGAGAUUAAUCCAACAGCACCUGUAGAAAAGCCUUAUCUUACAAAUCAACCAGGAGACACCCAGCAAAAUGUGGUUGUUACUGAAGCAGGUAUAAUUCCCAAUCUAAUUUAUGUUGUUAUACCGACAAUACCACUGCUCUUACUGAUACUGGUUGCUUUUGGAACCUGUUGUUUCCAGAUGCUACAUAAAAGUAAAGGAAGAACAAAAACUAGUCCAAACCAGUCCACACUGUGGAUUUCAAAGAGUAGCAGAAAAGAAAGUGGCAUGGAAGUAUAACUCAUUGACUUGGUUCCAGAGUUUUAUAAUUCGGGAUCUGUAUAAGGAAUGGCAUCAGAACAUUAGCUUGGAAUGGCUUGAAAUCACAAAGGAUCUGCAAGAUGAACUGUAAGCUCCCCCCUUGAGGCAAAUAUUAAAGUAAUUUUUUAUAUGUUUAUUAUUUCACUUACAAAAUAUACUGUGCUAGUGAUGGAGUGAGACAUGCUUAUUUUGCUGGAGGCACCCAAACAUCAAGCAAAUGAAAUGGACAAUGCAGAUCAAGUUAUUAUCAACACAUUGGGAUUACAUGUGUUAGAAGCAAUUAUUUUUAUUUCUUUCACCUUGCAUAAGUUGUAAUCUAGUUAAUGUAAUGUAUAUUGUAUUGAAAUUUACAGUGUGCAAAAAUAUUUUACUUUUGCAUAAGUGUUUGAUAAAAUUUAACUGUUCUAAUAUUUAUUUUUAUGGCAUCUCAUUUUUCAAUACAUGCUGUUUUGAUUAAAGAAAUUUAUUACUGUUAUCAAUGGAAUUCACACACACACAAAUGUAGUACCAUGGAAAAAGUUUGUUUUCUAGAAAUGAUUCAUCUUUCGGUUUCUCUGCUUUUGGUCAAAAGUCUAGGAAAUCUCUUCAGAAAUAAGAAGCUAUUUCAUUAAGUUUGAUAUAAACCUCCUCAAAUAUUUUAAUUAGAGGCAAGGAUUGUCUGAUUACAAUUGUGCAAGACACGUGCCUUAUAAUUAUUUUUAGUUUAAAAUUCAACAGAUUUUGUAAUAAUGUAACUUUGUUAAUAGGUGCAUAAACAGUAAUGCAGUCAAUUUGAACAAAAGUGGCAUACACAAUAUAAAUCAUAUGUCUUCACAUGUUGCCUAUAUAAUGACAAGCAGCUUUCUGAGGGUUCUGGAAUCAGUGUGGUCCCUCUCUUGCCCACUGAAACAAAGAUGGUUGUUUGGGGUUUUGGAUUGACACUUGAGACAGAUAGUUGCAGAGUUUGUCUAAGUUUCCCUAGCUGCAUUUAGCCUCUAACUAUAUUAGUAUACAAAGAGGUCUUGUGGUUGAGAUCAGGUGAAUAGUCACCAUCAGUGUGGAGAUAAGCACAGCACACAGGCAUUUCAGGAAGGAAAGGAACCACAAAAUUGUGUGAAAAUGGAUUGGAACCCAUCAAUGAUCACAUAUUCAUUGAUGAGAGUUUGCUUGAGAUAGAAAACGGUGGGUCCUUUCUGUCUCCUCUCCUAGUUUCUUCAAUGCUUAUACCUUGAUCUUCUCAAGAGAGAGUUGUAACUGUCUGUUCUUCGUAUGUCCCUGUGCUCCUUUUAAACAAAUAAAGAGUUCUUGUUUCUGAAGAA